Hevea brasiliensis (rubber tree) is the source of this 2924-nucleotide messenger RNA. RefSeq names its product DNA (cytosine-5)-methyltransferase CMT3. Gene Ontology annotation, molecular function: methyltransferase activity; chromatin binding. Bases 135 to 2762 code for a protein of 875 amino acids. The transcript has 21 exons. Gene Ontology annotation, cellular component: nucleus. Lineage: Eukaryota; Viridiplantae; Streptophyta; Magnoliopsida; Malpighiales; Euphorbiaceae. The record is from RefSeq and is a predicted model, not a curated record.
UAAUAAAAAAGAAAAACCAAAAACCCUAAUUGUAGGCAAGUCAAAAGAAAACCUCAUUCUCUCUGCAUAUCCUCUGUACACUGCCCUUCCUUGCCUUUUCUCCUUCCUCUGCGGCCGCCGGAUACAACCGCAUCAUGGCUGGGAAGCGAAAAACGACUACCUCCUCUGGAACCGCAUCUUCCAAGAAGCCAAAAAGAGUGGCCGCAGACGAGGAGGUGUUUCCGUUGAAUGGUGAAGAGGAGGAAGUGAAUCAGGUGGAUGAACAAGGAGCUAAGAUGAGUUCUCAUGUGAAACCUCAUUCUCAAAGGAACGAGAAUGGCCGUGGUAGAUCUGCUAAAAAUGCUGCUUCUGAAGAGGAAUCGACUAAAAAUGAGAAUGUUAAUGGUGAUGUUAGCGAUGAAGAUGUGCCUGAAGCUAGAUUUGUCAGCGCUCCUGUGCCUGAUGAAGAGGCUAGAACUCGGUGGCCUCAUCGCUAUGUGAAGAAGACAAAUAAACAAGCAACAGGCUCAAAGAGUUCAAACACUAAGGAUGAUUCUGAAGAGAUCAUUCCAGCUCGGUGCCAUUACAUACAAGCAGAGGUUGAUGGACGCUUCAUCUACAAUCUUUAUGAUGAUGCUCAUGUCAAAGCUGAGGAUGGAGAGGACAGCUAUAUAUGCAAGAUUGUGGAGAUGUUUGAGGCUAUUGAUGGGAAAUUUUACUUCACAGCUCAAUGGUUCUACAGAGCUAAGGAUACUAGCAUCAAGCAUGCCUACGAUAUGGAUAAAAAACGUGUUUUCUUUUCAGAGAUUCGGGAUGACAAUCCAUUGGAUUGUCUUGUUGAAAAGCUGAAUAUUGUGAAGGUGGAUUUAGAGGGAAAAAAGGCAAAAAUCUCUUCUUGUGAUUAUUUCUGUGAUAUGCUCUACUUGCUUCCAUAUUCCACCUUUGUUAAAUUACCACCAGAGAACACAACUAUUAGCAAUGAAAGUUCAUCCACAUUAUCUAGUGAUGAUGAUAUGAAUGAAGUGAAGUCUAGCAAUGAUACUUAUCAUAAAUCAGAGGUUACAUUGUUGGAUUUGUAUUCUGGUUGUGGUGCUAUGUCAACAGGCCUGUGCCUUGGUGCCAAUUUGUCUGGUUUAAACCUUGUUACUAAAUGGGCUGUUGACUUGAACAAAUAUGCCUGUGAGAGUCUAAGAUUAAACCACCCUGAGACAGAGGUGAGAAAUGAAUCUGCAGAGGAUUUUUUGUUAUUGCUGAAAGAAUGGGAGAAACUCUGCAUUAGGUUUUUGCUUAUAACUAGCAGUGAUCCAGAAAAGCAACAGUCUUAUCCUUUUGAUUUGGAAGAAGAUGGAGAUGAUCAGGAUGAUGAUGAUGAAGAUGGGAAUGACGAUGAAGAGGCUUUUGAAGUAGCAAAGAUACUCCAAAUUUGCUAUGGUGACCCAAAGGAUAAAGGGGAGCGUGGAUUAUACUUUAAGGUUAGCUGGAAGAAUUACGGGCCUGAAUAUAACACGUGGGAACCCAUUGAUGGCUUGGGUAAUUGUCAGAAGGCUAUAAAGGACUUCGUCACAAAUGGGUAUAAGUCGAGGAUUCUACCAUUGCCUGGUGAUGUAGAUGUGAUUUGUGGCGGGCCGCCAUGUCAAGGCAUUAGUGGAUUCAACCGUUUUAGAAAUAGAAAUAAUCCUUUGGAAGAUGAGAAAAACAAGCAACUCAUAGUUUUCAUGGAUGUUGUCAAGUAUUUGAAGCCAAAGUUCGUUUUAAUGGAGAAUGUUGUGGAUAUUCUUAAAUUUGCUGAUGGAUUUCUAGGGCGAUAUGCCAUGGGUCGACUUAUUGAGAUGAACUAUCAAACAAGAAUUGGCAUGUUGGCUGCUGGGGCAUAUGGCCUUCCUCAGUUUCGGAUGCGUGUUUUUCUUUGGGGUGCCCGUCCUACUGAGAAGUUGCCGCAAUACCCGCUUCCAACACAUGAUGUCCUAGUCCGUGGAGUUGUUCCUGUUGAGUUUGAUAGUAAUGUUGUUGCCUAUGAUGAAGGCUGCGUUGCUCGGUUGGAAAAGAAACUUUUUCUGGAGGAUGCAAUAUCUGACCUCCCACCAGUUGAGAACAAUGAACAUCGUGAUGAAAUGCCUUAUGCCUCGGAUCCUAAAACAAAAUUUCAGCGGCAGAUUAGACAAAGAAAAGAUGAAUUGUUAGAUGCUUCAUUGAAGUCAAAGUCAUCACAAUGCUUGCUAUAUGAUCAUCGUCCACUUGAGCUGAAUAGUGAUGAUUAUCAACGUGUCUGCCGGAUACCAAAGAAAAAGGGAGCAAACUUUAGAGAUCUUGCAGGUGUUCGUGUGCGUCCUGAUAACAAAGUUGAAUGGGAUCCAGAUGUUGAGAGGGUUUAUCUGGAUUCAGGAAAGCCUUUGGUCCCCGAUUAUGCCAUGACUUUUGUGAAUGGGUCAUCAUCAAAGCCAUUUGCCCGUCUUUGGUGGGAUGAGACUGUGCCAACUGUUGUUACAAGGGCUGAACCUCACAAUCAGGCAAUUUUGCAUCCUGAACAAGAUCGAGUACUGACAAUUCGUGAAAAUGCAAGACUCCAAGGUUUUCCUGAUUACUAUAAACUUUGUGGACCCAUAAAAGAAAGAUAUAUCCAAGUUGGAAAUGCUGUUGCUGUUCCGGUUGCUAGGGCACUUGGUUAUGCAUUAGGCAUGGCAUUCCAGGGAUCUGCAAAUAGUGAACCUUUGUUCACAUUGCCAAAGAAAUUCCCAAAUAUUGUGGAACAAAUAUCUUCAGCAUCUUCAGAAGACGAUGCUUGAUUGUUGUAUUGGCCAACACAAAAUGUAACAUACAUUCCAUUUGGCUGAUGAUUAUUUAUCCCAUUGUUGUAAUUGUACCAUAUGAAACAUUCUUCAAUGAAUGCUCUUGUAUUGAAGAUUAGAAGUGAAAAAUCUUCAAAGUGUCAAGGUUCUUUAGUUUUA